CCUGUCACUGAAGAUGUUAAAAACAAAUACUGUAUGUGUAUCGUGAUGUUUUUCAAAGAGUUAACAUCGUAUGUAUUAACAAAGUCCAUAUGUCUUGAAUUCCGUGCCUUGCGAUGGUUUGGUCAACCAACUGCAGCAACCCAUCCACACUUGCUGAAGGAAGGGGAGGUGACUCUUGGAAUUUCUAAAACAGAAUAUAAGUCGAGGAGAACAAAGCUGUUCGAGUUGGCAAAGGAAAAUUUCAAAAAUGUCUCGUUGGUAAAGAAUCACAUUCUUAUUUUACCUUCAGCUACCAAACUGUACAUGACUAAUGACAUUCCAUAUCAGUUCAGACAAAAUUCAGACUUUUUAUACCUGACUGGUUUCCAAGAACCGGACAGUUUGCUUGUAUUGCACACGUCACCAGACGAUUCACAUGACUAUCAUUCUGUACUGUUUGUGCCAAAGAAAGACCCAAUGAAGGAGCUAUGGGAUGGACCCAGAUCUGGAGUUGAAGGAGCAAGAUGGCUUACAGGUAUUGAAGAAGUAUACAAUUCAGAAGAGUUGGAACGGUUUUGUGGUGACUUCUGUAAACGAAUGGGUCAUUUUGCUCUGUGGUAUAACUACAUGAAGCCUGUACAUCUGGAGUUUGACGCUUCCGUUCUGAGACACUUUCUCAAAGAGAAACGGCAUCAGUUCCUAGAGACAACUGUACAUCUUUGUCAAAAGUUGAGAGUCAUCAAGAGCCAGGCAGAAAUUGAACUAAUGUCCAAGUCUUGUCAAGUAGCAUCAAAUGCCUUUGCAGACGUCAUGAAAUUUUCAUAUCCAGAGGUUAAAGAGUCUUACCUGCAUGCGAAGAUGGAUUUUGAGUGUCGGAUGCGAGAUGCCCAGUUCCUGGCAUAUCCACCUGUAGUAGCAGGUGGUAACAGAGCUAACACAAUCCAUUACAUCAGUAAUGAUCAGAUUAUUUAUGGCGGGGAGCUGGUGUUGAUGGAUGCGGGAUGUGAAUACUUCGGAUAUACAAGUGACAUCUCUCGCACGUGGCCAGUUUCAGGCAAGUUUAAUGCUGCACAACAGUCUUUAUAUGAAGCAGUGCUGUUUGUGCAAGAAUCGUGCAUUGCAAUGUGUACUACAAACCACUCACUGGAUGAAAUUUACAGAAAAAUGCUGGAGCUGAUUGGACACCAGUUGAAGAAACUUGGACUUAUAUCUGCAAAAAUGAAAGAUGUUGAAAUGUUAAAGGUUAGCCGUGAGUUCUGUCCACAUCACGUUGGCCACUAUCUUGGUAUGGAUGUCCACGACACAUCUGAAAUUCCCCGCAGUAUAAAGUUACAGCCUGGCAUGGUCAUCACUAUUGAACCAGGAAUCUACAUACCGGAAACAAACACAUCAGUGCGCACAGAGUUCCUUGGAAUGGGUAUCCGGAUUGAAGACAAUGUUCUGAUCACUGAGUCGGAACCUGUGGUGCUAUCAGCCGCGUGUCCCAAAACACCGGUUGACAUUGAACGUGUGAUGCAGAGAUAACACUUUAUAGAGAAUCUUCUUGACAACAGUGACUAAACUUCCAUCCCCUAGUUCACAUAGUCAGAAAAUUAUUUUAUUAUUCAGCAGUUACUAAUGUUUUUACAAGAUUGUUUUACUUUGAGUAUUGCAUUUAAAUUAUUUGUGAACCAAUAAAAACAAUCUGUGAAUUGUGUGAUUUUAAACAAAUGAAUUAAUUUUUGUAAUAUGUGAGUGUGAAAAUGAGCAUUUUGUCUUUAAGUGAGUUGCAUUACACUUUCUGUGCAAGUUGCAGUGGAUGGGCAGAGUAAAAUUUGAUUGCAGGCAAUAUAAAUUUGAAAAAAGUUAAUUAAAUAAAAGCAAAAAGCAAAAGCAAAAUCAAAAGAUAUUUAGUUACAACAUUUGUCGACAUAGUUCCAUAUAUUGUUGUGAAUGAAGCACAUGAAAUGCUUAAAAGUUAACUACCAGCAUCUUUCAAGACGCCAACGAAAUCUGGAAUUUUCUUACAACACAAAGCCCCAAAUUAAUUGUUUCAUACAGGAAUGUUCUAUUUUGACACAAACAAGAUUGGAACAUUGUUCCUAUAUUUCAUCCAGGUGAUCGAUAGGGUCAGUCUCCCGAUAUUUCAAGGCCUGGAUAAUGGAUGUUUAAUGGGUUCCCCGUUAUGAGUGAUGAAUUGACUCUAGUCUUUGAUCUAAGUAUAGGUUUACAUGUAUGGGAAUCUGUACUCACUGAUGAAUUAAUGAUGACCUGUGAUUGUUAUGUACACUGUUCCAACCCCCUCCCCCUCUCUCUCUCUCUGUUUCUCUCUCUCUCUUUCUGUUUCUCUCUCUCUCUCUCUCUCUGUUUCUCUCUCUCUCUCUCUCUUUCUGUUUCUCUCUCUCUCUCUCUCUCUUUUUUUUUUUCUCUGGGGCAGGACAUAGCCCAAUGGUAAAGCGCUUUGCUGAUGCCUGGUUGUAGUGUAUCAAAGGCCAUGGUUUCCUGUCUGUAUGUGCUAUCCAGGCUCAAGUGUACAAACUGAGCAGACAAAUCGACAGGAAAGCUGUUAAUCUGCACAUGUAUUGUUUAUGUUAAAUGAAAAGGCCCAUGGGUCAAACCACACGCUCUCAAAUGACAAGUCUCAGAUUUGACCUACAGACAAUUCUAUAAAUACCUUUUUAUGCUAAACAAAAUAAUCUAAGGUCUUGGCCCCAAUUGUAAAAUGGUUUUCGAGUAACCCUAAAGAAUGUAGGAGCCAUGCCCAUUUUUUAAAACACACAUAUAAGUUUGCGGGGUGGGUGAGAUGGGGGGUAUUUACUUUUUAUUCUAUUACUUUUGUUCUAGAAAAGAUGCAAAGCUAAAAAUUUUGCUCUACUUUAAUUGGCAUUCUGAUUCUGAACUUGAAAAUAAUUAAUCUGUGUUCAUUGUGAAAUUAAAAUUUAGGACCUCCAGUGUUUGUACGUUACAAAAAAUUUACCCAUCACCGUUACAGACUGGUUUCUAAGUCUCAAAGAAACUCAGGAGUGAAAAUGUGCAAUCCUUAAAAUGUUGAUAUGGAAAACACACAACACAACCUAACCUAAAGUAGUUUGUUCAAAUGAGGAGUGAUGUGUUUUUCACCCCUCAGAUUAAAUUGUUGAGGGGGGAUGAACAUUUUAAUCAUGUGUAUAAACAUAUUUCAUCAUUCUUUGAUGCCAAUAAAAAAUCUUUUAUCCACCUUCUA
Gigantopelta aegis is the source of this 3181-nucleotide messenger RNA. Its product is annotated as xaa-Pro aminopeptidase 3-like. Gene Ontology annotation, cellular component: mitochondrion. The transcript has 7 exons. The record is from RefSeq and is a predicted model, not a curated record. NCBI's taxonomy places the organism in Eukaryota, Metazoa, Mollusca, Gastropoda, Neomphalida, Peltospiridae. Gene Ontology annotation, molecular function: metalloaminopeptidase activity; manganese ion binding. Bases 34 to 1503 code for a protein of 489 amino acids.